CUAAACCGUGUAAACAGCCGACUGGAAGGAAACAAAUUUGCAACAAAAUGAAAAUAUUCAUUGUUCUGGCCAUGCUCAUAGCAGCCGUCUGCGCUGUACCCCAAUUCGGCUUUGGUAGUGCCUAUGGAGGUGGUGCUGCUGGUUUCGGCGGUCGUCCUAACUAUGGCGGUGGCGGUUUCGGCGGUCGUCCUGGUUUCGGUGGUGGCAGCUAUGGUCGUCCCGGUUUCGGCGGUCGUCCUAACUAUGGUGGUGGCGGUUUUGGCCGUCCCGGUUUCGGUGGUGGCGGCGGUGGUUCAUCUGCUGCUGCUUCUUCUAGUGCCAGUGCUGCCGGUAAUGGUGGUUUUGGUGGCGCUGGUUCCGCUUCAGCUUCUGCAUCCGCCUCUGCUGCUGGUGGUGCUGGCGGUAGAUUCCGCGGUUAAAUCUUUAUCCUGCCACAGAUUAAACAAAGUAUUUGCUUAAGUUUUUUUUUUUUAAAUUAUUUUUUAUUUUAAGUUUUAUAAAAAAAGUCGCCAAAAUAUAAAAAAAA
This is a messenger RNA of Calliphora vicina (urban bluebottle blowfly), 526 nucleotides long. RefSeq lists its product as uncharacterized. The coding region runs from base 48 to 419 and encodes 123 amino acids. The transcript has a single exon. NCBI's taxonomy places the organism in Eukaryota, Metazoa, Arthropoda, Insecta, Diptera, Calliphoridae. The record is from RefSeq and is a predicted model, not a curated record.